GAACUAUAGAGUUUAAUAAGAUAUGAAAAUUUUACUUAUAAGAUAUUUUCUCUGGCAAUUCGCGAUAACUUUUGUGGAUCUCAAAGAUGUGAUCUCUGAUGAAAAACAUGAUUUAGGGAAUGAUGGUAGACAAGAUACGAUCGAUUUUGAUUCACAUCGAUCGAAUAGAAGGUUCAAGAAAGACGAUGACGAGGAGUGGCAUGUAGCUCAUUUAAAGAAAAGAGAUAAACCGAGCAAUAGUAGAUGUAAAGCGGAGACAUUACAAGAUAGAAUCUCUAGAUACAAACAAUCGAUUAGAGAAGAUGCUGCAUUAUUAGAAUUCGUAUCAGUUGACGCGAUCCCUGUUGAUGUUAAAGAUAUUAAAGAUCCGUGUUUAAAUGACACAGAUAUAGAGAGACGUAAUGAAGACAACGAAAAUGUGACUGUAAAAAAUAAAAAUAUUACCAAAUUAGAAGAAUCCACAGCAAACGUUACUUUGGAUGGAAUACUAUAUAAACCAGCAACAACUGCAAAUGUAAAGGAAGUAUUAACUGAAGCCGGUGUCGAUAAAGAAGUGGAAGCAGAGAAGAUUAGACGCAGCGAGUAUCAAUUCAGUUCUAUAGAGUAUUACGAAGAGACGUCAGAUUUCGACCCCUCGACGUGUCCCGAUGAAGUCGACGUGAUCUCUCUCCAAGUGGAUGACCUACAGAAGAUCGAUAUAGAGUGCGAAUUGAUGAUAGAAUGGAAGAGUCUGGAAUAG
Molecule: messenger RNA, 739 nt
Organism: Papilio machaon (common yellow swallowtail)
Lineage: Eukaryota; Metazoa; Arthropoda; Insecta; Lepidoptera; Papilionidae
Exons: 1
Coding region: 23-739 (238 amino acids)
Source: RefSeq, a predicted model, not a curated record